AACUACCGCACAUUUUAAUAUAACAAAAUUUUCAACGAAGCUCCAGGGCUCAGGCCUGUUCAGUAAAUUUGAACCCGCGACCUUUCCUUCUGAUUCUGGCGGUAACUCUCUGCAAAUUUUCUGCUGAAUACCUUCUUUGGGCGUCUUUUUAUUGUCCGAAAGAUUCAUUCAAAAGUCCGCCGGCUUUGCUUUUCUUUCCUGCGAGCGUAGCCUGCAAAAUUAGGAAGCAAUUUUUUUUUUAGAGCCUUGCAAGAGCCCUUGUUUUUUUUGUUGUGCUUUUGGCUCAAACAUUUUGUGAAACGGUUCCCGUGCAUCCAUCCUGUAAAACCCUUUCUUUAAGUUGGUGUAGACAAUUUUCCAAACAGUCUUCUUGCAUCCAUGCUGUAAAAACCCUUUUUCAAUUCUGGCUUAGACAUUUUUUUUUAACAGUUGUAGCGCUUCCUUGCUGUAAAACCCUUUGUGCGUCUUUUUGUUUUAGAUUUAGAUAUUUUGUUAAACAGCUGUUGUAAAUCCAUGCUGCUACCAUUUUGAUGGGUUCUGCGGCAAAUAACAACAAUCCAGGAGGCUAUGACAUGCAAAACCUUUUCAAACCAGGAAACCCCGUCAAUUUAGCACCUCCUGCACAAAUUCAGUACCCAUUCCUUCACGCUUACGGUAACCCUAGUAAUUUUCCCUAUCAAACUCCAGCACCUUCUAGUGCACCGUUCCCUUUUCCUCCUUCCAUGUAUCAAAACAAUAAUAAUCCUUCUUAUAUGAAUUAUUCCCAGGCUCCCACGCAAUUCAGGUUAAACCAUCCCAGUCCUUCCGACGCUGCAAGACUAAUGUCUUUGAUCGGUAAUAACCACUCUUCGCCAAGCUCCAUGGAAUUAUCUACUCCGGCUCUCACAUCAUCGACAUCGUCCUCCGCUUCCUCAUCGGAGCCGCCAUUUCCCCAGGCUUUUGCACCAACAGCCCCUCCCGUCAAUCUGGCUUCUCCUCAGCGUACCCCAAGCAGGCUAUUGAGUACUAAGCUGCCCAGAGGGAGGCAUCUCCACGGAGACCAUGUUGUGUAUGAUAUCGAUCUUCGCUUGCCUGGUGAAGCACAACCUCAGCUUGAAGUUUCACCCAUUACUGUUUAUGGUUCAGACCCUGAUCUGGUGGGAGGGCGUCAGAUUGCUGUUAACAGGAACUACAUUUGCUAUGGCCUACGAACUGGUACUAUUCGGGUUCUUAACAUAAACACUGCACUCAGGGCAUUGCUUCGAGGACACUCACCGAGGGUGAUUGAUAUGGCCUUCUUUUCCAGUGAUGUGCAUCUCUUAGUCAGUUCAAGUUCAGAUGGAAGAAUUUUCAUACGGAAAAUUGAGGAAGGGGUAGGAGAUGAUGAUAAACAUCAAAUAACAGAAAAAAUUGUUUUGGGCAUCCAGAUCCUUGGGGAAUGGGAAUCUGUCUAUCCUCGUGUCUGUUGGCAUCCUCAGCAGCAGGAUGUUUUGUUUGUGGGAGUCGGCAAUUAUGUGCUGAAAAUUGAUGUUGCGAAAACAAGAUCUGCUUCACCCGGGGGUGGGUUUUCAACUGAGGAUCCUCUUAAAUUCCAAAUAGAAAGUCUAAUUGAAGGUGUUUAUUGCAUUGGAAAACAUGAGGAUGAUGUUACGGAUUUGUCCAUAUGUCACUGGAGUGUGACCUGUUUAGCCUCAGCAUCGAAGGAUGGAAUGGUGAAAAUAUGGGGAGAUAAGAAGAUGGUUCCACUUGCAGCACUAAAGCCACACAAUGGGCGAGCUGUUGGUGCUGUUGGAUUUCUUGAUAUACCAAAUUCUCCAGAUAAUAUAGUCCUUUUCACUGCGGGCCCUCUGAAUCAAGAAUUGAAACUGUGGGUUUCUGCGAAUCCGGAAGGUCGGUUUUCUCCCAGUUCUGGAAAGUGGCAUUGUAUCCAGACCCUUGAACUUAAGAGCUCAUCAGAGACAAGGAAUGAAGAUGCAUUUUUUAAUCAAGUCUUAGUUGUGGCCCGUGCCAGUGUGAUUUUACUGGCAAAUGCAAAAAGGAAUGCAAUUUAUGCAGUACACGUUGAAUGUAAUUCCAAGCCUGCGGCCACCCGCAUGGACUACCUGGCAGAAUUUUCUGUAGCAAUGCCAAUUUUGAGCUUUACAGCUACAAUUGAGAAUGUUGCUGAUGGUGAAGGGACUGUUCAGAUAUAUUGCGUUCAAACACAGGCCAUUCAACAGUAUGCUCUGGAAAUGUCACAAUGCUUUCCACCCCCAAUAGAGCUUGCAUCUUCAGAAGAGGAUGCUGUAUCACGUGUUUUUGAGAGAUCAACUUCGUCUACUUUUGUGAGAUCAGAUUCUUGUCAUGGUAAUGAUUUAGGAGAGAUGAUAGGUAGUUCUGGAAUGAAGUCACCAAGGCCAAUCAAUAUACCUGAGGCUUCUAUAAGUCAGAGCCCUGUUUACCCCUCGACUCCUCAUGCUCAUGGCCACCUUGCAGUGUCAUGUGGGGAUACUACAUUUGGCCUUUCAACACCUUCAAAUAUUCCUACUGAUAAUGCACCUUUGUCUUCUCAAGUUCCCGUUCCUUUGAGUCCAAGAUUGUCCAGAAGAUUAUCUGGAACAAAGAGUCCGGUGCAGAUUUUUAAACAGGACAUCUCUCCAAUAAGUUCUGGAGAUCCAUCUGAUAGUCAAACAGUUCAAGAGCAUCCCAUUGAAAGGAAAUCUGAUGCUGUUAUGACUACUAUUUCUGAUAUGGCUUCUGUGGAUGUUAUUAGUACAUGCAAAGGAGAUGACAGGUUCGGUGCCAAGGAAAGAGAAGUGCAAGGUAGUCAGUGUUUGAGUUCUACAAUUGCAGAUGAUUGCGAAGCGGGCUCCAGUCAAUCAUACUUGAUAACUCCUUCUCAACUCAUGUCUAUGGUUUUGCCUUCUGAUUCUGAUAAAGGAUCAGAUAUAAAUAAUGAAAUUGAAGAAACUGGUGCUAAAAGGGAGAAUGAAAAUCCAAAGGUUGUGAAAAAAAAGGUAGAUAAAAGUAGUCCGAGUAAUGUGGAGAGAGCUCAUUCAGAGAAGGGAACAGGAAAAGUAUCCAUUCAAAUAGAUUCUCAAGCUUCAGAGCCAAGUAAUAAAAUAUCCAGAGAGAUUAGUUCUUUGCCUAAAAAUGAAGUGACUGUGGAGGAAGUCCAACCUGAAGGUGACAAUGAAGUAUUUGAGGACAGGGAGCACUCUCCGAAUGUGAGUAUAGAAGAAAGUCAAGAAAACAUAAAGGAUAUAUCUUGCAAGAUGCCCGUAGUUCCCUCAACAUCUGCAACUUCUCAGUCUUCAUCAGGGAACAGGCGGAGAAAAAACAAAAAUAAAAAUAUACCAACAUUACCUUCAUCGCCCUCUGGAACUCCGUUUACUUCAGUAGGUUCUUCGGACGGUGAACCAAGCAACAGUAUGAUUAUUCCAUCCCCAGAAAACUUAGCUGCACAAGUUGUUGCUAUGCAAGAGACACUAAGUCAGUUGGUGACAAUGCAGAAAGAGCUGCCAAAACAGAUGGCAAGUGCAAUUUCAACUCCUGUUACAAAAGAGGGAAAAAGAGUUGAGGCAGCCAUUAGCCAACGCAUGGAAAAGUUUCUGAAAGCUCAAAUGGAUUCUCUGUGGACAAGAAUUCAAGAGGAAAAUUUGAAACGGGAGAGGUCUGAACGCCAAUUGACAGCUCUGUUAACUAACAUUUUAAAUAAAGAACUGCCUGCUACAAUAGAUCGCAUUUUAAAGAAGGAGGUCAGCAGUCUAGGUACCUCUAUAGCACGACUGAUUACACCAAACUUGGAGAAAGCUAUUUCAACUUCAAUUAGUGACGCAUUUCAGAAAGGGGUAAAUGAUAAGGCAUUAUCAAUGUUGGAAAAGUCACUUGGUGCAAAACUUGAGUCAGCUGUAUUGCGGCAGAUCCAAACUCAGUUCCAAUCUUCCGGGAAGCAAAUCAUGCAGGAUGCCUUGCGGAUUUGCUUUGAGGGUUCAGUAAUUCCGGCAUUUGAAAAUUCUUGUAAAGCCAUGUUUGAGCAAGUAGACACUGCAUUUCGGAAAGGAAUGUCUGAGCAUACAACUGCUGCACAGCAGCAAUUUUCUGUCUCGCAUUCUGCACUUGCAUCUACUCUCCAGGACACUGUAGCAUCUGCAUCAUCUCUUGCUCAAUCUCUUAAAGCAGAGUUAGCUGAUGGGCAACGCAAACUUCUAGCGCUUGCAGAAAGUGCAGGAGCAAGUUCUUCUCGUGUGGGCACUUUAAUUACGGCCAAAAGCAAUGGCAGUCUUGGGUUGCCUGACAAGGCAAUUUCUCUUGAGCAUCUAGAAGAAUCACUUGACCCAACUAAGGAACUUUCAAGAUUGGUUUCUGAGUGCAAGUUUGAGGAGGCAUUUAACAAAGCACUUAAAAUGAAUGACGUCCCUUUAGUUUCUUGGCUAUGCUCUCAGGUUGAUCCUCAGACCUUGUUCACAAUGGUCCCUUUGCCCUUGAGCCAAGGCGUGCUCUUGGCACUUGUUCAGCAACUUGGCUAUGACCUUGAAAAAGAUUUUGGGCGCAAACUUGUGUGGAUAAAGGAGGCAUGCACUGUAUUGAACCCAAGUGAUCCGUUACUAGCUCCACAUAUGCGGCCAAUUCUUACACAAGUUUAUCCAAACUUGCAUCAGAAGAUGCUGAAUAGUUCAGGAGCAGAAGCAAGCACUCUGCGCCUAGUGCUUCAUGUUUUUAACUCUUUGUUGUCAACAUGCAAGUGAUGCAAGAGCUGUACUUAAUGUAAAUGGAAUUAGUGGUAGGAAGGCACAAUUUAGGUGAUCAUAUGCCAAAAAUUGAAAAUUCUUCUUGGCAAAUGCAAAACAAUUUCAUGGAUGGAGUUCCCUUAAUAUGAAAGGUUCAAAACAAUUACUUCUGGGAACAUAUGUUAAAAGCACGUUGAUUGCCAAGGUAUUUUUCAUGGAGGAUAUAAUGAAGGUUCAAGGCUUCUUUUUUUCAGGUCAUGAUGGAGAAUCUUCUUAAUCUAUUUAUGUCAGGCCUCAGAGUUUAUAUUGAUGCUAGCGAAAAACAGUAUUUGUAUAUGUAGUACUUCAAAUAGAUAUUUAUCUGUAUAACAUAUCAAGGGAAAAAAACAAAAUAAUAAGUCACCCCUCUACCAGUUCUGAUUAUAAUGCCGUGGUAAGCAUUUUUGUUUAACUGGCAGUUGCUCUUACGGGGCAUGGUUCUUAUCGUGUAAAUGGUACCUGUUAAUUCAAUUAAAAGGUGGAAUUUUGAGCUA
Molecule: messenger RNA, 5221 nt
Organism: Cryptomeria japonica (Japanese cedar)
Lineage: Eukaryota; Viridiplantae; Streptophyta; Pinopsida; Cupressales; Cupressaceae
Product: enhancer of mRNA-decapping protein 4
Exons: 12
Coding region: 531-4706 (1391 amino acids)
Biological process (GO): deadenylation-independent decapping of nuclear-transcribed mRNA
Cellular component (GO): P-body
Molecular function (GO): protein binding
Source: RefSeq, a predicted model, not a curated record